Messenger RNA from Nyctereutes procyonoides (raccoon dog), 1076 nucleotides. RefSeq names its product spermatogenesis and centriole associated 1 like (gene SPATC1L). The transcript is spliced from 4 exons. NCBI's taxonomy places the organism in Eukaryota, Metazoa, Chordata, Mammalia, Carnivora, Canidae. Bases 48 to 1076 code for a protein of 342 amino acids. The record is from RefSeq and is a predicted model, not a curated record.
CCGAGCGUCUGCGGGCUCUGGGCUGCCACCUCCAUGGGGCCGCGGCCAUGGCCGAGGGGAGCGAGCUGAUGAGCAGGCUCAUGAGCGAGAACGCGGAGCUCAAGAAGCAGGUGCGCCUCAUGAAGGAGAACCAGAUGCUGAAGCGUCUGCUCAGCGAGAGCUGCCAGGAGCGCGGUGGCCUCGGGAGCAGGGACCUGCUGUUCCCCCGGGCGCCCACGUACCCCGAGGACUGCUCCCCCGGGAGCGCAGUUGCAGACUUCGGAAGGUUCGCCGGUGCCCCGGAAGCGCCCUGCCAGCUGCCAACGUCCUCCCUGGAGGAGCUGCUGUGCUCGCACGCCCCCAUCUCCCGCGAGGACGACGCGUCCCCCGGCUGUGCGGCGCCCGCCCCGGUGCCCUUCAAGGCUUUCCUCGGCCCCCCCGAGCUGCACACGCCCCGGGGCACCGACUGCAAGCUGUCCCCGCUCCUGAGCCCCCUGCAGGACCCGCUGGCGGACAAGACCCUGCUGGAGCCCAGGGAGAUGGUCCGGCCCAAGAAGGUGUGCUUCUCGGAGAGCAGCCUGCCGUCGGGGGACAGGACCAGGAGGAGCUACUACCUCAACGAGAUCCAGGGCUUCUGCGGCGCCCAGAAGGACGCGCGCAUCGUCGGGGAGAUCGCCUUCCAGCUGGACCGGCGCAUCCUGGCCUACGUGUUCCCGGGCCUGACCCGGCUGUACGGCUUCACCGUGUCCAACAUCCCCGAGAAGAUCAAGCAGACGUGCACCAAGUCCCUGGACGGGUCGGUGGACCAGACGCGGCUGCGGGAGCUGACGCAGCGCUACGCGGCGCUCUCGGCGCGCCUGGAGAGGCUGGGCUACAACCGCGACGUGCACCCGGAGUUCAGCGAGUUCCUCAUCAACACCUACGGCAUCCUGAGGCAGCGGCCCGACCUGCGCGCCAGCCCGCCCCGCAGCCCGGCCGCGCUGCGCAAGCUGCUCAUCGACGUGCUGCCCCCCAAGUUCCUGGGCGACUCGCUGCUGCUGCUCAGCUGCCUGUGCGAGCUCGCCAAGGAGGACCGCAAGCCGCUCUUCGCCUGGUGA